ACUAACUAUGAGCAACAGUGGCAAGGAACCAGAACUCCAUCAGGUGACAGACAGGAGCAAACGAUCGCCGAUCCCCGAUCAGUGGGACCCCAGGGUGGGACCAGGUGGGACCCAGCACUUCACAACACACACACACACACCAAAGUCCGUCUACAUUCUCUGAACACACCCUGACCAGGGAGGAAGAAAGACUUCCACGGCACUUGCGUAUUUUCGGUCACACAUAAGGAAGCUGUGAAGGUCUAAACAUGAUCCACUUCUUCUGCCUCGCGUGUCUUCUUGCAGAUUCCGUGUUUUCGGACCGUUUCGCAGCACCAAUAAACACGAACGACAGACCAAUAAUCGGUGUUCUCGCGCAGGACGUGUUCAACGCGACGCCUCAGAGAAACGCGUACAUCGGGGCGUCGUACGUCAAGUUCCUGGAGUCCGCGGGCGCGCGCGUCAUUCCGCUGAUGAUCAAUAGGACUGAAGAUGAGUACAGACGGCUGUUUAAAUCCAUAAAUGGAGUUCUGUUCCCAGGAGGCGGAGUCAGUUUAGAGUCAUCCGGAUAUUCCAGAACGGCCUCCAUUUUCUACAGACUCGCUCUCGAGGCCAAUUCAAACGGGGAUUAUUUCCCAGUAUGGGGGACCUGUCUAGGGUUCGAGAUGCUCACACUGCUCACCAGUGGCCAGUUGCUCCUGUCCCACACGAACACCAGAGGAGUCGCUCUGCCACUGAACUUCACUGACGAUUAUCGAGAAGGCCGACUGUUCAGAGAGUUUCCCGAGGAGCUUCUGAAAUCUCUGGCGACGGAGCGGCUCACGGUGAACUCGCAUCAGUGGAGUCUCACGACUGCGAACUUCACGAAGAGCGAGAAACUGAAGAACUUCUACAGGGUUUUGAGUACAAACUCCGACGGACAGAACGAGUUUGUGUCCACACUGGAAGCAUAUGAUUUCCCCAUCUACGCGACUCAGUGGCAUCCAGAGAAGAACGCGUUCGAGUGGAAUCGCCCGUAUAUUCCCCACUCGCCCCGAGCCGUCGAGACCGGCUUCCACAUCGCACUCUUCUUCGUCAACGAAGCGAGGAAGAGUACGCACCGCUUCCCCAGCGAGGAGGAAGAGGAGAAGGCCCUGAUCUACAACUAUAACCCGGAGUACACCGGCGCGCACACCGCCUUCCAGCAGACAUACUUCUUUCAUUAGCAAAUCUCUAUUAACUUCAUUAUUAUUACGGUAAUGGAUUUAAUUUACUAAUUAAAACUGCACAUUCUCCCACUGUGAUGUGAAGAACAUCAAUCAAACUGAAUUGUGUUUUUUCAGAUGUUUCACAAUUUAAUAAUUCACAAUCAACCAACAUUUGGCACGUAAACAAACAUGUACAUAUACAAAUCUGUAGUGUUAAUAAAACACGAGCUCUGAUGAAAACAUGUACAGAAAAAUCAAAAAUAAAUGCAGUCGUAUUCA
Molecule: messenger RNA, 1445 nt
Organism: Pimephales promelas (fathead minnow)
Lineage: Eukaryota; Metazoa; Chordata; Actinopteri; Cypriniformes; Leuciscidae
Gene: ggh
Product: gamma-glutamyl hydrolase (conjugase, folylpolygammaglutamyl hydrolase)
Biological process (GO): tetrahydrofolylpolyglutamate metabolic process
Cellular component (GO): vacuole
Molecular function (GO): gamma-glutamyl-peptidase activity
Source: RefSeq, a predicted model, not a curated record